Messenger RNA from Fusarium verticillioides 7600, 2208 nucleotides. RefSeq lists its product as hypothetical. Bases 146 to 1879 code for a protein of 577 amino acids. Gene Ontology annotation, biological process: RNA polymerase III preinitiation complex assembly. Lineage: Eukaryota; Fungi; Ascomycota; Sordariomycetes; Hypocreales; Nectriaceae. Gene Ontology annotation, cellular component: transcription factor TFIIIB complex. Gene Ontology annotation, molecular function: TFIIIC-class transcription factor complex binding. The transcript has a single exon. The record is from RefSeq and is a predicted model, not a curated record.
AUUUUCUCUGCCUUUUUCUGGGCUGCUUGCUACGAGUACUUUUUAGUUUCUGAAUCGUUCUCUUGUCGCAAUUCGUUCGGAAAUGUCAACACAGAUAACAUAUCGGAUAUCGCAUACAUUACAUGCAUGAUUAGACGCUUGCGCAAUGAGUUCCAUUUUCAAAAAGAAAGGAGGGCCUGCCUUCAAACCCAAGAUCCCCGCCGCUCGACGCCCCGCGGCACCAGUACCCUCUCAACCUCUCAAAACACCACCGACUGCUUCUCUUCCGCACAACUUAAGGGAUUCAGAAGACCAGGAUGCGCCCCGUCAGUCUUUAGAAACACCGUCGGCGAAGGAACCCGUGAGAUCACCGAUUGAAUCGCAGAUUCAAGAUUCUCGUGAACUUGGUCGCCAAUCUUCUACCCCACCAUCGACAAUUCAGGAGCCUGCAAAGCCUGACGAACAUGCUACAACUGAAGGCUCUGCCCAAGAGAAGUCUCCAGAAGAAAAGCAAAGUGAGCUUUUGAACCGAAAUACCGAGCGCAACCCUGAAACAAUCGGAGUGCCCACCACGGCUGCCCAAGCGACAACCUCGAGCGAGCAAGAACAAAGUCAACCGCCUCCUGCGCAGUAUAAUGAGAUUCACCCAAGUAUCACCGAUGAUGUUCCAUCUCCUGUUCUGCAAACACCAACUCCAGAUGAUUCGGAAGGCCCAAGUGGAACUGAUCUUUCAAAUACACCAUCUCUCCCGGCUACUGACUUGAAUGAUACACCUGAAGAGACCUCAGGAGAACCGCAGAAUGCACCCGAAUCAACGCGUAGACCACGAACCAGGAAGCAGGUUAACCAGGCACCCCAGGAUGAGGCCGAGAAAGAGGGAGGCUCGAAAACGAAGAAACGUCAGAGGAAAACCGAUGAACAAGGCACGGCAUCCAGACAGCCCAGAAAACGCAGGACAACACAGAGCGGUACAAGUACACCUAAAAGCAGACGGGCGCGCUCAGUUACGCCAGAAGAUUCAGAAUCUCAACUGGUGGACUUACAGAAGCUUAAGAUGGCUGAUUUAACCAAGGAUCUUCACAUUGGAAAGAAAUUCAGCAGACAUGAUGAGCUACGAGAACGAGAGAGGCGGGCAAGAAUGAAGAUCAAACUCGGAGUUGACGGCGAACGUGAUAGCUCAGCAACCCCCGAAGACGGUGGCCAAGGAGGGAAGGUUGGAAGCCCCGCUGCAUCCUCGCCAGCUCCUUCAGUUUCAGCUCCGGUUGCACCUUCAGGACCUCAAUUCCGUAUUGUUGAUGGGCAGAUCGUGAUCGACCAAAGCUCGUUGGCUGUGGACAGACAUGCUCGAGCAGCCGCUGCAGCUGGAGACAUGGAAACAGUCGAAGAAAACGACUUCACGCGCCUCAUCACCAGUAACUCAUUCAUGAACACCUCCAAACUUAAGGGUCCCAAUAUCUGGACCGACGCAGAGACAGAACUCUUCUAUCGCGGUCUGCGUAUGCUCGGUACGGACUUUGAGAUGAUUUCCAAAAUGUUCCCGGGCAAGCAGCGGCGUCAUGUCAAACUCAAAUUCAAUCGGGAGGAGCGCCACUGCCCACAACGCGUCAACGCUGCUCUCAUUGGCGAGAAGACUGUAAAGAUCGAUCUUGAAGAGUACAAGGCUUUCACCGGUAGUGAGUUUGAGCCAGUGGCAGACAUCGAGGCUGAACAACGCAAGAUCCAGGAAGAAUAUGAGGCCGAGGAGAAACGCCGAGCUGACGAGCAGGCCGAGAUCAUGCGCAAGAGACGUGAGGAGCUGUUCAAGGACGACGACGAAGGUGACGCGAAGAAAAAGAAGAGGAAAAAGAAGCAGGCAGUAACCUACGGGCUAAACGGUGAACCCAUUGCUCAAGAGGCUUGAGCUGGGAGAGGACAUAAAUCAGGCCGAAAUCAGGAUCAAGAGUACGUCCAAAACCGGGGACAUGAUUCGGGCGGCGUAACGGGGACAGGCAUGAUACCCAUAGGGUUUUUUUUUUGUUUUUUAUUUGCUCACGAAUGAAAGAAAGGGUUACACGGAAUUAGCUUCGAGAGCAGUCUCCGCAGAAUAAUAAUUCUCCUGGGGCAAGGUACACAAUGUGAAAUCUUAAACCUGCUUAACAAAUAUAUCAUCAUGAUAAGUGACGCCUGCCUCUCGUCUCAACAGAUUGGAGCUUCGUACCUUCAACGGGCGUGAAAAUAAGACCGUGGGCC